Molecule: messenger RNA, 1125 nt
Organism: Strongylus vulgaris
Lineage: Eukaryota; Metazoa; Nematoda; Chromadorea; Rhabditida; Strongylidae
Source: the annotation of a GenBank genome assembly
AUGCUGAAUAGUCUGUUUAUUGUCAACACAUCUGGAGAUGUGAUUCUCGAAAAGCAUUGGAAAUCAGUAAUUCAUCGCUCCAUAUGUGAUUACUUUUUCGACGCACAGAAAAAGUCUACAUCUUAUUCUGAGUAUCUUCUGCUUGCUUUCACUGCAAACGAUUUUAUUUGCUUCUUUUCUCAACCAUAUCUCAUUUACACUUGGCUCCCUGCUGCUUCACCAGAGGAUGUUUCCCCUGUGCUAUCGACUCCUCACCAUUACUUAAUAAAUGUGUACCAUAAUCAAGUCUACUUUUUAGCGGUAACAACUACAGAAAUUCCUCCUCUAAUGGUUAUUGAAUUUCUGCAUCGUGUUGUGUACACUUUUACGCAAUACUUCGAUGAAUGUUCGGACACUUCUAUCAAAGAGAACUGCGUCAUGGUGUUUGAGGUCACGGGUCGAACAAACCAUUCCGAAACACUGCCAACAGGACAGCUUUCGAAUAUUCCUUGGCGACGGCAAGGAGUCAAAUACACAAAUAAUGAGGCAUAUUUCGAUGUUAUUGAAGAAAUCGACGCUAUUAUUGACAAACAAGGAGCCACAGUUUUUGCCGAAAUUCAAGGCUAUAAUGAACGUGUUUUAUCAUUUGUACCCCCAGAUGGAAACUUCCGCCUGCUAUCUUAUCAUAUCGCCACACAAAAUAUGGUAGCCAUACCUAUUUAUGUACGACACUGCAUUGUAUUGAAAGGAGGCGCAGGCAGCCGGAUAGAGAUGACCGUAGGACCAAAACAGAGCAUGGGAAAGAUACUAGAAGACGUAGUCGUGGAAAUGUCUAUGCCGAAAGCUGUUUUGAAUUGCAACUUGGUCCCGUCACAAGGUAAAUGUACAUUUGAUCCAACGUCGCAUUUGCUCCAGUGGACCAUCGGAAAAAUAGAGCUUGGAAAACCGCCAAACAUCAAAGGAACGGUAUCCGUUUCUGGAACAACUAGUAUUGAGACCCCGCCGAUCUCAUUGAAAUUUCGCAUCAAUCAAUUAGCGGUUUCUGGGCUCAAAGUGAACCGCUUGGAUAUGUACGGCGAAAAGUACAAACCUUUCAAGGGGGUGAAAUAUAUCACCAAAGCAGGGAAAUUUCAAGUUCGCACGUGA